Messenger RNA from Leptidea sinapis, 725 nucleotides. It is a transcript of the gene mRpL53, whose product is annotated as 39S ribosomal protein L53, mitochondrial. The coding region runs from base 77 to 505 and encodes 142 amino acids. Lineage: Eukaryota; Metazoa; Arthropoda; Insecta; Lepidoptera; Pieridae. Gene Ontology annotation, cellular component: mitochondrial large ribosomal subunit. The transcript has 3 exons. The record is from RefSeq and is a predicted model, not a curated record.
AGACCAUGCAACACUUUUUCACCCCUGCCCCGCCUGCACCUAAUUAAUUUGUUUAGAAAUUGAAAUCCUGAAAAGUAUGUCUAUCCCUUAUAGCGGAACCUUUAGAAGGUCCGGGGGAGUAGUUUCAGCCAUCGGAAAACAACUCCGAGCCGUAAAUCUUAAAGCAGCUAAAAGAAUAACAGUGAAAUUUGAUCCGUUUAGUGAUAACGUUUCCCACACUAGGAAUUUCGUUCAUUACAUUAGUGCACCAAAAAUAGCACUAACGAACCCUAAUUGUGUACUGAAAACUGAAAUAGUCUGUGACAGACGGGAACCCACCGUUGACAUUACAUUAUUACCAGCUAUUGCAGAAAAGGCAAAGGUUGACAAUAUUACUCUUAAAUCUGCAAACCUUACUUGCUUGGAGAUAUUACAAUUAUUGAACAAAUACGUAUCUGCAUUAGCACCUCCUGAACAAGUUGCUACAAUAACAAAGUUGGACAAAAAGAAAGGCAAAAAGAAGUAAUAAAUCAUGACAAGACGAGGAAACUUGAAUGUAGUGGAGGAGUUGUACAAUCAAAUUCCAGCAUUCACAGAUGUAUUCUCCGAAGAUAGUUUCUAUGUAUUUGUCGUGUUCUUUGUUAUGUCAACAAUUCUUGUUGCUUUCAUAUUAUCUCGAUUCAUUACAAUUAAGCCAGUAGACUAAUUACUAUUAUGUUAGACUGAAAUAAAGGAAUUAAUGAGAA